Molecule: messenger RNA, 2466 nt
Organism: Phalaenopsis equestris
Lineage: Eukaryota; Viridiplantae; Streptophyta; Magnoliopsida; Asparagales; Orchidaceae
Product: transcription factor GTE4-like
Exons: 5
Coding region: 423-2198 (591 amino acids)
Molecular function (GO): protein binding
Source: RefSeq, a predicted model, not a curated record
AGCCUAAAACUUUAUCUUAUCCGAUCACACUUUCCCAUCAACUCCAAAGCCAUCUCCUUCAGGAGUGAAGCUCUAAAUCCUCAUAUAUGCAACGAAACAAAUACACACAACAGCGGCAUCCAAUGGUUAAAAAUUAUAAUUCAAAUAUGCACUUGCAUGAUCAACGGUUGAGAUUUCACUAAACGAAAUAUCGAACAUCCAUACAAGUUCCAGAUUCCCAAGCCCCUCCCCCUCGCCCAGCCAUCAUCGACGAUCGGCAGAUCGAUCUGAGAUAGCACUUCUUCGCCACUGUAAGCAAAACCCUAAUCUUCCCUCCUCCUCUCCUUUGCUAUGAUCUGAAGCUCGUCGCCACUGAAUGAGGGUUUCGCAAUCGGUUCCCAUCAUUCCAACGAUCCCUUCUUUGAUGCAUAGCUUCCGGGAAAAUGCUCGGCGGCGAUGGUUCUCGUGAGAAUCACCGGUGGGGGGAGAGCAAAGUCUACUCCCGUAAGUCUCACAACAAAUCAUCCGAUCGGAAAUCCGGUAACCCUCCACCGUACCACGCCGCCGACGAUGUCAAUUCUUCUCACGAUCCGUCCUCGCCGCCGCUGGGCCCUCUCCUUGCUCCCUCCACCGUUUCCGAGGACGACGCAUCUAGUCUCAAUCGCCCUAUUCAAGCUCUAAUAAACCGACAUCAAUCGAAUCGGCGCCAUCAGCAUCACCGCAUGGCGACCAUCAGCCUUGCUUCUCGGUCGAGGGAGGAAGUAAGGGAUCUCCGGCAGAAGCUCGCGGCUGAGCUUGAGCUCGUUCGAGCUAUGGUAAGAAAGCUCGAGGCGCGGGAGCUUCAAGCUGCGGCUGCCUCAACUUCAUUGGCCCCAGCUGCUGGUUACACCAUGUCUCAGCUCUCGGCUAGUGACCCGAAUCCAAGUAUGCUCGUCAGGAAGACAGCUUUGAGUUCUGAGGUUGUUUCCUGCUUUCCUCAGGUUAGUGUAUCUGUUAUGCCCGGAGAGAGUAGUUUAAAUGAGGGAUCGGAGAAAGAGAAGCGAACUCCAAAGGCGAAUCAGUAUUACAGGAACUCAGAGUUUCUACUUGGGAAGGAGAGGCUCCCCCCUCUGGAACAACAUGGAUACAAGAAGCAUAAGGUCAACGGGAGCAAGGCAAUUGCCAUGGGAGAGAUGGAUAGAUCUGCGUUUACAAACGCUUUCAAUAGUUGCAGGGAUCUGCUAUCAAAGCUAAUGAAGCAUAAGCAUGGUUGGGUAUUCAAUGUUCCUGUCGAUGUGAAGAAGCUGAAUAUACCUGAUUAUCACAGCAUCAUCAAGCGCCCAAUGGAUCUAGGUACUGUUAACUCCCGACUCGACAGGAAUUGGUAUAAAUCUCCUGGAGAAUUUGCAGAGGAUGUCAGGCUAACCUUCAAAAACGCCAUGAGUUACAACCCUAAGGGGCAAGACGUGCACCAUAUGGCUGAGCAGCUGUUGAAUAUUUUUGAGGAGCGGUGGCCAUCCAUAGAGGCGCAGUACAUGAAUGUUUCAAAACCUUCAUAUUUGAAGAAGAAAGCAUCUCUUGAUUCAAGGUCUUUGGAAAGGUCGGACUCCACUGUACACCCUGCUCCAAUGGAGACUAAGAGUAGAGUGGUGAGUAAUGUCCCCCAUACUGGACGGCCUCCACCAUUGAAGAAGCCUAAAGCAAAAGAUCCUGACAAGAGAGACAUGACUUUUGAGGAGAAGCAGAGGUUAAGUAAUAACUUGCAGAACCUUCCUCCAGAGAAGUUGGAGAAUAUAGUUCAGAUUAUUAAGAAGAGAAACUCAUCUCUGAGCCAGCAUGAUGAUGAGAUUGAGGUGGAUAUUGACAGUGUAGAUGUGGAAACACUCUGGGAGCUUGAUAGAUUUGUGACUAAUUAUAAGAAGAGCUUGAGCAAGAACAAAAGAAAGGAGAAGCUUGCUGUUUUAGCACGAACUGGAUUUGAAAGCAAUGCCAUUGAAAGGAUGAACGAAGUUAUUCCAGGGCCUGAGGUAGCUGGAGAACACAGGGAGGGCAAGGCAGUAAUGGGUGAGAAAGAGGUAUCUUCAGGAUCACAAAUAAGAGAAGAGAAGAGGGAGGGGCAUCCAAGUAGGUCAAGUAGUUCAAGCAGCUCUAGCAGUGAUUCAGGUUCAUCUUCUAGUGAUUCAGGCAGUGAAAGCUCGUCUGCAUAUGGAUCAGAUGGAGGUCAGUCGCCUAGACGGUGAUUAAAUUGCAGGGAUACACGCCUAAUGUAAAUAGAUUGUUGUUGAUCAUGGCUUGUGUUCCUUUUAACUCUUGAUUCUUCAAGCAUUUACCGAGUUCAACUCAACUCUAACAUUUCAGUACAAUGUUGGGAGAAAUAGUUUAGUGGUAGAGAGACUGCCUGAAAUCUUCCUAUUUUAUGAAUGUUGUAAGUUCAAAUCCAAUUUAGAAACGCCAUCUGUAAUAAUCUCAACUGUCUUCCAAUGUUAGAGGUCCGGAAUUUAAAACUGA